AUGAUUUGGCAAUUAACAAUUAAUUGGUUGCGAAUACAGUUACUAUUACUGCUAGUAUUACAACUACACUAUGGUUCAUCUGCAGAACAACUCACAUUCGACGUGCAAAAAUGGGCCAAUCUUUUGAGUGAGCAUCUGCAUGAAAUGUUUAAUGAUGCUACCAAGGAAACUGAUAUCAUUGCGAUGUACAAAAAUUACGGUGAAGUUGAAAUAUUUGAUCCUCGAAUAGAGCUUAAAAGGGCAAGAAACGCAGUCGAGUCAUAUUUAAAACGGCGUGCUAAAAUUGCUUGGGAAGCGAAAUUAUCGCUGGAAUCACGUCAUCUCGCUAAUUUCACUGAGCGUGAUGUAAAUGAUCCGACAAGCUCUCAUUUCAUACGCUUCAUGGCAGCUAAACAAGAAAAUGAUGCCGCCCGAGUGUAUGUGCAGGAUCAUACCGCCAGUGCGGUCGAGGUAAAUAGUACACGAUGGUUUAAUUUAACACCGAAUGCCAAUUUGUACGGAAUUUCAACGAGUUCACUCUCUUCAGCCGUCCAUGUUCCAACACCGGUUUAUGAUCGAAAUCCGGAAGUGUUGUUGAAAAUAGAUUGGUCUGAUAUUGAUCAUUUAUACCGAGCAAAUCAGGAAGAAACGCGUGACCUCGCUUUUCAGAUGUUUUGCUCAGAAUCUGGAUUUAUGCGAUAUUAUCCAGCAGUAUCAUGGGUAUGGGACAAUCGUGCGGAAAAACUUGAUUUAUUCGAUUGCAGAAGUACAAAAUGGUAUAUAAAUGCUGCGACGCUAUCCAAGAAUGUAAUUAUAAUGUUAGAUAUGUCUGGCUCAAUGCUUGGUCAGAGAUUCGAAAUAGCCAAACAAACUGUAGAAGCAAUAUUAGAAACACUUUCCGACAAUGAUUUCUUCAACAUAUUACUGUUUUCAAAAACAGUUGGUUUCUUGGAUGAAUGUAGCGAAAAAGCUGGUUUAUUACAAGCAACAAUUCGUAACAAAAAGAUGCUACGAGCACGACUAAAUGGCAUGUCAUCAGAAGGCAAGGCAGAAUAUGAAAAAGGCUUGAUUAAAGUCUUCGAAACAUUGAUGAAACUUCCCGGAUCAGUCAAUUUUACAACAACUGAAGAAUUGGCAUUGCGUCGGGAGUUAGCUGGUGGUAUACUACCCGCUGAUAUUCAUUACAUUGCUGUUCAAGAUCAUAUUCUUGUGGUCCCAAAUCAUCUUUAUCAGGCAAUGCGUAAUUAUACGGGAAAGAAAGCACAGUUUGGUUGUAACGAUAUCAUUAUGCUAAUUACGGAUGGAGCACCCAAUUAUUUCAAACAGAUUUUCCAUCUGUAUAAUAAAAAUAAAUCGGUUCGCUUCUUUUCAUUUCUAAUAGGGGAAGAAGCAACAGAUGUGGCACAGGUGAAAUGGAUGGCUUGUGAAAAUAAAGGCUUCAUGGUGCAUAUUAGUAAUUUGGCUGAUGUACAGGAAAAAGUUCAGCAAUACAUCAAGGUAAUGAGUCGACCGGUCGGUAAGCAUGGUGCAAGUUUUAGAGAAAAAGAUGGCAUUUGGAGUGGCAUUUAUAAGGAACGAUUGAAAGCCCGAAUCAAACGUGUGGAUCCAAGGACAGAAAUGUUGGUCACAACAGUAAGUUAUCCUGUGAUCCAAGAUGAAGAAUUGAUGGGAGUUGCUGCCGUUAAUGUACCGGUCAUUGAGUUAUCACAACUCGUUCAUACUGUAAAUUUUGGAAGUCGAAGCUAUGCAUUUAUGUUGGAUAACAAUGGUUAUGUUAUGUUUCAUCCACAAAUGCGCCCUUUGGAUCCGGGAACAAAACAGAUGAAGUUGAAUUAUAACAAUAUUGAUAUUCUGGAACUUGAAGUGCCACAAAAUCAGCAAAUAUCAGACGAUCAUUUAUCAAUGAUGAAUCGUUUACAGUACGAUACUAGUGAGAUGCGUAGCUCAAUGAUUAAUUGUAAUAAUGGCAAGGCAUAUACCUUAGAUAUAUUGUAUGCAACGUCCAAUUUGCUGAAUAAUGUUUCAAAUGAUAUAUCGCCUCAUCACUUUGAUUACAGCAUCGGAUUGGCAGUAGCGAAAGGUGAUGAGAAACGAAUAAAACCAAAGAAAGAAAUAAACUAUGGUGAUGUAAAGUUAUUAUGGUAUGAUAUGCCAAACUGGCUGAUGCAUCCCACCUGGCGCUAUUGCUUACUGAAUGACCACGACACGCAAUUAACACCUGAGGUUGCAUUUCGUGAAUAUGUUCGAAAAAUGCGUGCAGAUGGACGUCUGCCUAAACUUUGUGAAUAUCGAAAGCUUCUCAUUGAUCGAUUCCUGUUUGAUAUGAAAGCAACGAAUGGUUUGACAAAUUUGUGGGAUGUUAAUUGGAAGGAUAAUAAAAAGAAACAAAUUCACCUUGUUUGGUUUGCUACCGCUUCGGGUAUGGUAAAAUAUUGGGAUGAAUUACCGGAUGGAUUGACAUAUGUCAAUCCUAACCUAUCACCAACAAUGGUAGCAGAAAUCGGAUCGGUACCAAAGCCAACAGUGGCUUCAACAGGUGCUCAAGCAAUGCCGAAACAGCAAAUAAGCUACCAGCAUUUUAUCAAAGACUUAAAUCGUCAUGCCAGUGAAGAUCAAUACUUUCAACGUAGCAUUCGAAUGCCUGGACGUUUGGUUGUUGAUGUAAACAAAGAAACCUAUCUUUGGUAUCAAAAAGAAACGCAAUCAAUAUACGGUCAUCCAGAAAAUGUUUCACUUCUUUUAACGGUCACUAAGGCACUGGACAUUGAUGGUGCAUUGGUUGGUGUGGUGGGAUUAGAAUUGACGCUCGACUAUAUGGCGAAAGUAAUGAAGAAGUUUGGUUGUGGGCCACAGGAUGAGCGUCGAUGGUGUUUUUUGUUGGAUGAGCAUGCAUAUAUUGUUUACAGUAGUUUGAAUACUUCUGUGAGUAGCAGCAAUGGAUUUUCUGGAGAUGAAACAAGAAUGCCGAAAAAUUUCGAUUUGUUGGGACGUUGGUUUGGAUCGGUGAAUCGAAUUACAGAAAGAACGAUGACGCUAUUGUUGAAAAAUAAAUAUUAUACCGAAACAGUUUAUGUUGAUUAUCAAGCAAUCUGUAAACAGAAUGAAAUGGUCAUGUAUACUGCUGGUGCUGCUUUUAGGAUUAACGCAAUAUUUGGAUCGUUACUGCAAAUUUGGAGUCGAUUAUUAGCAUUAUUACAAAAUUUUGCCAUUUACCAAAUAUUCACAUCAUUAAUACAUCCUCAUGUUGAUGCAUAUACUGCAACAUUUACCGGCGAUACGGACACAUUUUCAUGCGAUAAAGCGGCGAAAUACUAUUUGGCAAAUUGGGGCGUAGAGAAUUGGUCAACGAAUGGAUCGAGACGUGAAUUGCCAAAAUCAUCAGCGCUAGUUGCUGAUAAUUUAUCUGAGCGCCCAUGCAAGCAUAAUCCAGCUAAAUGUGCUGUAAAAAUGUAUGCUCAUUGGGUGCCAAAUACCAAUUUGUUGUUGGUUAUUAUUGUGCAAAGCAAUCCGGCAUCAACUUCCUCUGUUUGCUAUGAUGAAACACGAUGUCCACUCUCUACACCGUCCGAAUUUAUGACUGCAUACAGUCAGGUGGAUAACGCUUCGGACAAGCAACAGAUGAACACAGGUACAAACAUGGUGAAUUCAUUUUCUGAGGAUGUUGGCGAUAGGAAAUGUCGACAUGUUCAUGCAAAGCAACGUAAAUCACCAUCGAAAUGUAUACAUUCUGAUGAGGAUGAAUCACAAUAUCCGUGUUCUCAGAUGGCAUCUCGUUUGGUACCAUUUGGUACGAGAAUUCCUUUACUGGUCACUAUUAUUUGUGGAAUAGCAUAUUUCAUGUUAUAA
Messenger RNA from Acanthocheilonema viteae, 3825 nucleotides. Lineage: Eukaryota; Metazoa; Nematoda; Chromadorea; Rhabditida; Onchocercidae. The record is from the annotation of a GenBank genome assembly.